AUGAAGAGCAGCUUCAAAGUCAUCAUCGUCGGCGGCGGGCCCGUCGGUCUCACGGCCGCCCACGCCCUCCAACACGCCGGCAUAGAUUUCGUCGUCCUCGAGCGCCGAAGUUCCAUCUACGACGAUGUCGGCGCCAGCUUGGUCCUUCGGCCCUCGAGCCUGCGCGUCAUGCACCAGCUCGGCCUGCUCGACAAGCUGCGGAGCAUCGGUACCGCCAUACACACUGGAGGCUCUUUUACCGCCGAGGGCUUCAAGUUUCGGCGCGGCGACGAAGUAUUCCCCGCCAUCCAGGCCAACCUCGGAACACUCCCACCUGCAUCCACGCAAGCAAGCGCGUCACCUACAUCGCCUCCCUCCUCCGACGCCCCCGACGCCCCGGCCCCCGCCCGCGUCACCUGCGCCGACGGCUCCAUCUACGAAGGCGACCUCGUCCUCGGCGCCGACGGCGUCCACUCCAUCGUGCGCCGCAUCAUGCGCGCCCAGCUCCUCGCCUCCGACCCCGCCCCCGCCCCCGCCUCCGCCGACAUCGACCCCGAAAAUCCCUUCACCACCUACUACCGCACCAUGUGGUUCAGCUUCCCCGCCCCGAGGCUUGCCUCCCGGGCUCCUCCUCCGACACCCACGCCGACGAAACUCGACCACCCCACCACGGAGCGGAGAUCCUACUCGGAGCAGGAGCGCGCGCAGUACUGGCGCCUGUUCCGGGACCUCGCCGUCACGGACAAGUAUAAAGUCGGUGACCUCUACCCUACCCGCUACAGCGACGGCAUGGCCAACCUCGAGGAGGGCGUCCUGCGGCGCUGGCACCACGGGCGCAUCGUCCUCGCCGGCGACGCCUGCCACAAGGCCACCCCGAAUCUCGGCCUCGGCUUCAACAACGGCCUCCAAGACGUCGUCGCUCUCGUCAACCGCCUGCACCCCCUCCUAUCCUCUCCCUCUCUGGCCCCAGAGCAUGCCGAUGCGAAACCGGACGCGCAAGCGCUCGAUGUCGCGCUCGCCGGCUACCAGACUGCCCGGAUGCUCCUGGCGCCGGACGACCACUACAUAUCCAGCGUCGUAACCCGACUGUGGGCUUGGCAUAACACUAUUUAUUGGUUUCUCGAUCGCUACCUCCUCCCCAUCCUACCGGGCAUGGAUGCGUGGGUCGCGAACGCGUCCGCCCAGGCAGAAUGCAAAGGCGAGGUCCUCGACUACAUCCCUGCCGACGAGCCCUUUGUCGGCAAGGUUCCUUGGGUGCACGCUAUGCCUUCUUUGGUCGCAAAGGAUUCUGCCUAG
This is a messenger RNA of Parascedosporium putredinis, 1275 nucleotides long. Lineage: Eukaryota; Fungi; Ascomycota; Sordariomycetes; Microascales; Microascaceae. The record is from the annotation of a GenBank genome assembly.